This is a messenger RNA of Coccomyxa subellipsoidea C-169, 981 nucleotides long. RefSeq lists its product as hypothetical. NCBI's taxonomy places the organism in Eukaryota, Viridiplantae, Chlorophyta, Trebouxiophyceae, Coccomyxaceae. The transcript is spliced from 6 exons. The record is from RefSeq and is a predicted model, not a curated record. Bases 42 to 629 code for a protein of 195 amino acids.
AAACGGCAAGGUGGCACAUCUUACUGUUGCAAGGUGCCUGGAUGGCCCACAGACUGCUGCAGUGGUGCGCUGGCCUAGGAAUUCUGGCGCACCUAGUUGCAGGGCGCAAUUUGCAACAAGCUAAUAACUGUGCUACUUUCAGCAAUGUGUACAAUUGCUUUGUGGGCGGCAUGCAGAUGGGCUCUGUAUGUGUAAACCAGUGCAUCAGCCCACGGAACCCCUUGUAUUGUCAAGACUGCGAAGAUCCUAGGCAGCUGUGCGCCAAGGUUGUACCCACCUUUGACAUGUCCACAUCAACUACCCAUCUGGGUCAAGGCACAAACACAGAGAGGUGUCCGGUGGGUCCGGAGGAACAGCUGCAGACGCUCGGGACAGUGGUGGCAAGGGGAAAUCCCUUUCUCAAGCAGAAACCCAAUGCAUGCUCCUCACAGAGCUACCAGUAUGACUGUGUGGUGGGGACAUCACACGUUGGGCAGGUGUGCGUGCCCUUGUGCCCCAAUGCAGAAGGCACACCAGCCUGCAUCCCUUGUGAGGAUGUCCGCUCCAACUGCGCUUGGGCCUACCCAGCAUUUAGAUCGACGAGCUUCAUCACGCACUUCCUAGCAAACAACAACGGGGCCUGUUUCUGAAUGUGCGAGCGGGUGUAACAAGCAACUGUCAAUCUCAUUUCAAGCAUGUGGUCAACAUCUAAGACUCACUGAACGGAUGCUGCUAGCAAGUUGCUAUUGAUAUCAGCACAACUUUUGAGGCCAAGGUGAUGAUUUUUACGUGGGUGCAAAGACACUUGGUGCACAAUGUGCACCGCACAUCACAUACGAAGUAUUUUAACAGCAUCUGCAGAGUUAUGUUUUCCAAGAUAUGCAUAUGCAUGCAUGCAAGGUAUAUGUGACAGGAACAAGUAAAUUCAAGAUAUAUAAGGUGAUGCUCCAGCAUGAUGCGUGGAUGAUUGUACAUGUGUGCUUGAAAGGGAUAUUUCGAUAC